GGUACAUACGUGCUAAUAUUGUACAAUAGUCACCUCUGCACCUAAUCCUCUCACAUUUCACAACCUCUGGAUAACAUAAGUGUCAGCAAUGGAUCUAUACAACAAGUUGUCGAGUAAUAUGGAGGAACUUAGUCAUACAUUCCAGAGCCGUAUGACACAAUAUGAAGAAAACUUGAAGAGUUUCUCGCAGCCUGAUGGAAGUACCCAGAGCGUUCAAUCGGCAUUGUCCAAAGACUAUAGUGACUUCAAGAAAUUAAUGUGGAGUACACUGAAGACUAUCAAGGAGCAAAUGGAGCUAUUAUAUCUUGGACUUGACAGGCAUGAAAUGGCUUCCCGCAGGAAAGUCCUUCUCUUCCAUGGUGUACAAGACCCAAAGGAUAAUGUGAAAUCUGCUGUUCUUAAAGUUAUUUCUGAACAGUUAAAACUGGCGGAUAUCUCAUCAGAUGACCUUGUUACAUGUCAUCACCUUGGCUCGGACACAGGUAGGAAGCGACCCUUAUUAGUACGUUUCCAGCAGUAUAAGCAUCGUGAUCUUGUUUGGAAGGCUAAGACGUUGCUCAAGGGUACUGGAUUGACUAUAUCGGAAUUUCUUACAAAGCCUCGACAUGAUGUAUUCAAUGCUGCCCGUGCCCGGUUCGGCGUGAAGAGUAGUUGGACCUCAGAGGGCAAGAUUAUAUUAUUGCUUCCUGACAAAAGUCGACAUAAGAUCGAAACUAUGUCUGAGCUCAAUUUCCUAUUAAAGAAAUUCCCAUCGCAUGUCCCGGAACGGGGGUCUCGAGAGAAGCAGCUUGAUAACGUGAGUGACUCAACUCCUACAAAAAACAUUAAGGCGGGUAGAUCCAGACGCGGUAAUAAGUAAAUAUUACUCUGCUGUUGCUUUACUAUGAC
Galleria mellonella (greater wax moth) is the source of this 888-nucleotide messenger RNA. RefSeq names its product protein unc-13 homolog C-like. The coding region runs from base 89 to 859 and encodes 256 amino acids. The transcript has a single exon. NCBI's taxonomy places the organism in Eukaryota, Metazoa, Arthropoda, Insecta, Lepidoptera, Pyralidae. The record is from RefSeq and is a predicted model, not a curated record.